CUCCGCACGUCUUUAUCUCGGACUAUGGGCCACGGCAUGGCAAUGCGGUAUUUGUCAAUGCGGACAGCCCCAUGGCUCCAGAGAUGGUUGGUCGUGGAAUUACGAAGGAUGGCCGAUGUUCCCACACGGUCUAUCCAUUUUGUAUAGUUGUUAACGCCUACUGGCCUAGUAGAACUGACCUUGAGGGUGCGUUAGAGUUUGGUAAGCAUUUCAGUGGUUAUCUUCACGAGCUCAAGAAGCUCUAUAGUGGACGUCCAAUAAUAAUGAUUGCCGACCUUAAUGUAGCUUUGAACGACUC
Messenger RNA from Amoebophrya sp. A25, 298 nucleotides. Lineage: Eukaryota; Dinophyceae; Syndiniales; Amoebophryaceae. The record is from the annotation of a GenBank genome assembly.